Messenger RNA from Camponotus floridanus (Florida carpenter ant), 903 nucleotides. Its product is annotated as disrupted in renal carcinoma protein 2 homolog. NCBI's taxonomy places the organism in Eukaryota, Metazoa, Arthropoda, Insecta, Hymenoptera, Formicidae. The record is from RefSeq and is a predicted model, not a curated record. Gene Ontology annotation, cellular component: intracellular membrane-bounded organelle; membrane. The transcript is spliced from 6 exons. The coding region runs from base 1 to 903 and encodes 300 amino acids.
AUGGUACAUACCGCGGCCAUCCUGAACGGAUUGUCGGGAGUGAUCCUUGGUCCUGCCACAGCACUGGUCUCCGCGGUUUGGUUCCCUCCUGGGAAACGCACCACUGCUACCGGCAUAUCUUCUGCUUGCAAUCAAUUGGGAAUGGCGAUUUCUUAUUUAAUUGGGCCAGCUAUAGUAGAGGACACAAUCGCGUAUAAUACUACAUCUUUGAUAAAUAAUAUAAAUUCCAACAAAAGUGUCACUUUUGAUAAAACGUAUCCGGUGGCAUUGCGAGCACAGAUUAUGUCUCUCAUGAGAAUCGAAUUUGUCGGCCAAUUUCUUAUCCUGAUAGGCAUUCUUUGUUUCUUACCGGAGGAAUCGUGUCAAUCUGUUGACCUCUCUGAAAUUUCCGAGCGUCUUGGCCUCGUAGAAUCCAUCUUUCGUCUAUUAAAAAAUAAAAACAUGUGGCGUCUCUGCUUGGCUGCCGCACUUAGCCAAGGUGUGACUGGACCUUGGCUCGCGAUGAUGACGAUGACAUUUGACGCCAGCAUUACGCAAGAAGAGGCGGACAAGUUAGCUUUCUGGACUAUCAUCGUUAGUGGCGUUUUGAGCUUGAUAGCGUCGCGAUUGGCAGAUGCAUUUCAAGGUCGUCUAAAGAUCACUCUUUACAUACUGUUGACGAUAUCAUCGGCAAUGUUCCUAUGGAUACUAUUGCUCGACGAUCGUAUCCUAGUCUUCCACAAGGGUGAAUUAUAUGCCGCGGUCAUCCUGGGGAUAUCCGCCAGCUGGUCCACUCCCGCCCUUUUUCUCGAACUCGCCUCCGAGAUUGCAUUUCCGAUCUCCGAAGCCAUCUUCAACAUCUCGAGGAUCUUGGAACGAAAUAAAAGAUUGCAAAAGAUUUCAAAGGAAGAAAUACAACGCUAA